Molecule: messenger RNA, 2112 nt
Organism: Sinocyclocheilus anshuiensis
Lineage: Eukaryota; Metazoa; Chordata; Actinopteri; Cypriniformes; Cyprinidae
Product: zinc finger protein 883-like
Exons: 6
Coding region: 1-2112 (703 amino acids)
Biological process (GO): regulation of transcription by RNA polymerase II
Molecular function (GO): DNA-binding transcription factor activity, RNA polymerase II-specific; RNA polymerase II cis-regulatory region sequence-specific DNA binding
Source: RefSeq, a predicted model, not a curated record
AUGGGAGGGAUGGGUGGAGUCCUUCACGAUACUGGUGGCUUUACUGGAGCAUCGUGCAAGGAAAAUGGUCUUGCGGUCAGCAGCUCUGCAGUUCCCGUACCAGACAGUGAUGCAGCUGGUCAGCAUGCUCUCAAUGGUGCCCCUGUAGAAUGUGGGUGUUUCAUCAUUGUUGCUGAUGAGACCUACCACAGUUGUGUCAUCAGCCAACUUGAUGAUGUGGUUGGAGCUGAACUUGGCAGUGCAGUCGUGGGUCAGCAGUGUAAAGAGCAGCGGACUGAGCACACAGCCUUGUGGGGCACCUGUGCUCAGUGUGGUAGCGCUGGAGGUUUGGAACGACAUGAGGCUGAUUGUGUUUGUCAGGAUGUGGAGCAGGUUUCAGUGCGUGUGACUGAUGGGACAGAAGCUCAGGAUUCAGUCUGGAGCGUCAGAGAUCAGAGAUCCAGAGACACACAGGACUCAGAGCUCAGCCUCACUUUACUCUGUUAUACUGACGCUCAGGAUCAUGAAUCCACUGAUCAAACCUCUGACUGUAACGCUGGAGAACAGCAGAUGCUGCAGACGCCGCUGAAGACGUGCUCCGUCAAACUGGUGGACUGCAGGAACCUGAUAGAGAGCAGAGGAGAAGAAACCACCGCAGAGAAAGAACAACAACACAGUGAUGAGGAAGAAGAUCAGAACAAGGAAGAGGAGGAGGAUGAUGAGAAUAAUGGGGAUGAUGAUGAUGAAGAUUUCAUUCCUCCAGAUGACGAAGGCUGUUCAUCUUCUGACAGAGAAACAGACUUAACAUCAAACGAGCAGCUGACGGUCAAGAGUUUCUCCUGCGCCACCUGUGGAAAAACACUGAGUUCACAGGGAAACCUAACGAGACACGAGAGACAACACACAGAACAGAAAUACUUCACUAACACCAGCUUUCCUACCGCAGAAGAGAGGAGACUUCAUUCAAAAGAGCACAGCGGGAAGAAGGAGUUUCACUGUGAACAGUGCGGGAAGGGUUUUUUCUUUCAUUCUAGUCUAAAAGUUCACUUGAAGACUCACGGUGAAAAGUCUUUCCACUGCAGCGAAUGUGACAAGUAUUUAAGCACCAAACAAUCUCUUCUUGCUCAUAAGCGAAUCCACACGGGAGAAAGACCAUACAAGUGUCCUCACUGUGAGAAGAGCUUCAAUCAUGGAUCUAAUCUGAAAACACAUGUGCGUGUUCACACCAAUGAGAGGCCGUAUCAGUGCAGUGAAUGUGGGAAAACCUUUAGGCAGUUAUUUUCUCUAAAGUCACACCAAAGUGUACACUCUGAUGAGAAACCGUUUCAGUGCAAACACUGCGACAAACGAUUCCGUCGAAGAUCUAAUCUGAAUUGUCACGAGAGGAUUCACACCGGAGAGAAACCAUAUCACUGCAGUGUUUGUGGGAAGAGUUUCAGUAAGGUUGAUAAUUUACAAAAGCACAAGAGGGUGGGUCUGAAGAAGGAGUUUCACUGUGAACAGUGCGUGAAGGGUUCUUUCAUUCAUUCUAGUCUAAAGGUUCACUUGAAGACUCACGGUGAAAAGUCUUUCCACUGCAGCGAAUGUGACAAGUAUUUAAGCACCAAACAAUAUCUUCUUGCUCAUAAGCGAAUCCACACGGGAGAAAGACCGUACAAGUGUCCUCACUGCGAGAAGAGCUUCAAUCAUGGAUCUCAUCUGAAGACACAUGUGCGUGUUCACACCAAUGAGAGGCCGUAUCAGUGCAGUAUAUGUGGGAAAACCUUUAGGCAGUUAUUUUCUCUAAAGUCACACCAAAGUGUACACUCUGAUGAGAAACCGUUUCAGUGCAAACACUGUGACAAACUAUUCCGUCAAAGAUCUAAUCUGAAUCGUCACGAGCGGAUUCACACCGGAGAGAAACCAUAUCACUGCAGCGUUUGUGGGAAGAGUUUCAGUAAGGUUGAUAAUUUACAAAAGCACAAGAGGGUGGGUCUGAAGAAGGAGUUUCACUGUGAACAGUGCGUGAAGGGUUCUUUCAUUCAUUCUAGUCUAAAGGUUCACUUGAAGACUCACGGUGAAAAGUCUUUCCAGUUACUGUCAUGUAACCUACCCAGAGUCAGUUCAGUUUUGUCACUUCAAAGUCCUUCAUAA